Meriones unguiculatus (Mongolian gerbil) is the source of this 866-nucleotide messenger RNA. RefSeq names its product POLG alternative reading frame-like. The record is from RefSeq and is a predicted model, not a curated record. NCBI's taxonomy places the organism in Eukaryota, Metazoa, Chordata, Mammalia, Rodentia, Muridae. Bases 1 to 780 code for a protein of 259 amino acids. The transcript is spliced from 2 exons.
AUGAUUAGCGGGAUUCGGAGAGGUCAUCUUCGCACCCCUGCGGGCAACGCGGCGGGGCCCCUCGCCUCCCCGGCGGGAGUCUCCUGGCGGCUGCUGGGCGUCAGGAGCCCGGCGAGGCUCGGGACUGCCCCAGCGCGAGGCGCUGAUUGGCGGAGCGGGCGCCGCCGUCCAGGAAACGGCUCGGGUUUCAGCGGGGGGCGUGACCCGCCCGAGCAGGCUGCGGCGGCGGCGCGGGCGGCGCGGGGAGAGCGCCGGGAGAGGCGAGCGGCGGCGGCGGCGGCGGCGGGCGCGGAGCGGGCGCACGGGCGAUCGAGCGCGAGGCCGCCGGAGCUCCGGCGCGGGGGCUGCCUGCGCGUCCCUGGCCCCGCGCGGCGGCUGCUCCCCGGGCUGGCGGGGGCCGGGCGUGAGCCCCCGGGCCUCGGCGUCCCUGCGCGCUGCGAGCGUUCGCGGCUCGCCAGCAAAGUUUGCAGGAGGCAACGCCGAGCCCCGGUCCUUUCUUCGGCGGCCGCCCGGGUCCGAGGGCAGCCCCGGCGUCAUGUUCGGGCUGUGCUGCCAUCCGGGGUGCGCGUGAAGCCUCGGAACCUUGGCGCCGGCCGCGACCCAGGGGAAUCGUUCUCUCUCUCUCUCUCUCUUUUUGAGUUUUCCUCCGAGCUCAUCGCCUGCUCCAUCGCGACCUACUCCGGACUCCGGCGCAGCACCGAGCGGGCACAGAGGAGCGCUGCCAUUCAAGCGGCAGCAGCAGCAGCAGCAGCAGCGACAGCGACAGCAACAGCGGCCUGAGCUCAGCCACCGCCACAGUGCCCUGGCUUCUGAGCCCCCUGUGGGCUGAAGGCAUUGCAGGUAGCCCAUGGUCCUAGAGGAAGUGU